AUGGCCCCUUCUUUAGUGAGAUUAUAUGAACAAAUGCCUGAACCAAAAUAUGUUGUUGCUAUGGGACCAUGUACAAUUACAGGAGGGAUGUUCAGUACCGAUUCUUAUAGUACUGUUCAGGGGGUUGAUAAGCUAAUUCCUGUAGAUGUUUAUUUGUCAGGCUGUCCCCCUAAACCGGAAGCAGUUAUGGAUGCUAUAACAAAACUUCGUAAGAAAAUAUUUCGAGAAAUGAUGUUACUGCUGAAAGAUGGAAGAAUUAAAAUCGUAGAUCAAAACACUAUGUAUGGGUGCUAUGAGCUGGCUAAACAAGAAUUCUUGAACAACAGUUCAGAUAUUCACAACCAAGAACUACUGGAUUCUCAGAUAGGCCCUGAAAGGAGAAGGAAGGCUGGAAUGCCAAUAGAUCCCGGAAAUAUGCCUGCUACAGCUGCAACAUGCUUUACAGGUCCUACAAUGUUUGGUUCAGUGAACAUUCAACAACAGAAAGUCAAUUAUCUAUAUCUGAUUCAAGAAUGA
Molecule: messenger RNA, 516 nt
Organism: Coffea arabica (coffee)
Lineage: Eukaryota; Viridiplantae; Streptophyta; Magnoliopsida; Gentianales; Rubiaceae
Product: NAD(P)H-quinone oxidoreductase subunit K, chloroplastic-like
Biological process (GO): aerobic respiration; electron transport coupled proton transport
Cellular component (GO): respiratory chain complex I
Molecular function (GO): iron-sulfur cluster binding; NADH dehydrogenase (ubiquinone) activity
Source: RefSeq, a predicted model, not a curated record